Molecule: messenger RNA, 1456 nt
Organism: Micropterus salmoides (largemouth bass)
Lineage: Eukaryota; Metazoa; Chordata; Actinopteri; Centrarchiformes; Centrarchidae
Gene: timm17a
Product: translocase of inner mitochondrial membrane 17 homolog A (yeast)
Exons: 6
Coding region: 103-609 (168 amino acids)
Biological process (GO): protein import into mitochondrial matrix
Cellular component (GO): mitochondrial inner membrane; TIM23 mitochondrial import inner membrane translocase complex
Molecular function (GO): transmembrane protein transporter activity
Source: RefSeq, a predicted model, not a curated record
CGCUUUUAGAAACACAUGAAAUGCUCCUUUAAGAAACCACGUUGUGUCGUUACGUCAGAACGUCGAUAAGCGUUACGUAAGAGGGAACAGUAAAAGAACAAAAUGGAGGAAUAUGCCAGAGAACCAUGCCCCUGGAGGAUCGUGGACGACUGUGGGGGAGCCUUCACCAUGGGCGCUAUCGGAGGAGGAAUAUUCCAAGCAGUAAAAGGCUUCAGAAACGCACCCUCAGGGAUGAACCACAGAAUGAGAGGUAGUUUGACUGCUAUCAAGACCAGAGCCCCACAGCUUGGAGGAAGCUUUGCAGUAUGGGGAGGCCUCUUCUCCAUGAUUGACUGUGGUUUAGUAAAAGUACGAGGGAAGGAGGAUCCCUGGAACUCUAUUACAAGUGGGGCCAUGACAGGAGCUAUCCUUGCUGCAAGAAAUGGACCGGUAGCCAUGGUAGGCUCUGCAGCCAUGGGAGGUAUCCUGCUGGCAUUGAUAGAGGGCGCUGGAAUCUUGCUCACUAGGUUUGCCUCUUCACAGUUCCCAGCUGGCCCCCAGUUGGCAGAUGAACCCACCCCUGCUCCCAUGCCCUCCCCUCCCUUUGGAGACUACAGACAAUAUCAGUGAAAGGAUGCCCCACUUCUCAUUCACUAGGCCUUUUUUUGAAUUCCUUGCUGAAGUUACAAAGAAGAAAUGGAAAUGCAAAAUGCCACACGUCAAACAGGAGCAGCCGCACCCAACUGUAUGGACUGUGUCAGAGAAGUGAAGGGACAAGACACAUCUUCACUUUUCUUUCUUUCAAGAGCCAUGUACAGAUCUACCUUUUGCCAUUCUCAUGCAUCUGUUUCACGUAACAUUGGUUAAAUACAGACAUGUGGCGAGAUUUUGUUGUUUGAUAUUCUUGGGGGGGGGGGUCUUUCUUUUUUGUCCAUGUAGAGUAUGCUCUGCAUGUAGCCCAACAAUCGGAAGGUCAAGACUGACAAGCUAUGGAUAAUGUUCACUCUAGAAAAAACAUGUCACACAUGGAACAUCAUGAAUAAUACAGAAGUAUGGUAUACUUAUGUGUAUAUACAGUAAAGGCUUUCUGCUUGUAUUCAUCCAUGUUAGUCUUUUUUUGCCUUAUGUGACCUGCUUGGGCUGGCCACUGACAUUUGGCUGGCCUUUUUUUAAUGGAUUUUAUUCAGAUUUGUUAAGGUAAACGUACAUCAGAUACAAUGCUCUUCAUGGGAUAUUAGUUUGUUUUAAAGUGAUUUUAUUUAUUUUAGAUUGUAAAAAGAUGUAACAGAUUGUUCUAUUUUAUGUGACCAGUGCUUUUACUUUCAACACGAAGGUGUGGAAAAGUCUGCUAAUGACAAAGGAUGGCGUAGGCGCAGUACAAACAAAUGGCAAAACUUGAGCAAGGGAUUGAUGCAUACUGUAUUCAAUCUGUCUGACAGAUUGUACUAUGGUACAAUAAAGAAAUAAGUUAAGUGUG